AAAAAAAAAAAAAAAAAAAAAAAAAAAAAAGAAAAAAGACAUGGAGUCUUGAAUCCUCACGGAAGAAACAGUACCAACGAUCCAUCAAUUCUGACACGGGCAAUUUCACGGGGAAAUAACUUUCCUGGAAAGAACGCUGCAUCGUCGCCUGGUCGUCGGUCGGUCCUCGAGGGACUUGUUUCGUUGAUCCCGGAGGAACGAGACGAAACAAAACAGAGAGGCUGUGAAAGAAAAGAAGAGGACGAGGGUGGCGGCCUUGCGCCGAUGAUCGCCGCUGAAAAUCAGCCGAGUUUGCGUGCCGGCUCCAGCCUGGGGCAGUUCGAGGAAGCAGCGGGCGACGGAAGCGUGGGCGGCGGCAACGAGGCUGGUGGAGCCGGUGGUGCGACCACUACCUCGGAGCCAGGUGUAAUGAAGAAAGAGGAGCAGGAGGCGGCGCAGAACGAGAAUUCCCCGAAAGAGUCAAACGGUUCAGCGGUGACAGUAGCUACACCUAGCGGCAUCGGGACGACGGUGUCGGUGGUGAACGCGAGCAACAGCACGACAACGACGACAACGACGACGACGAUGCCUGGUGGAGGCGCUCGCAGCGACGUGGACGAGGAGGAGGAGGAGGAGGAGGCGGCGGGCGAAGAAGAGGAGGAGGAGGAGGACGUGGAGGAAGAGGAGGACGUGGAAGUGGAGGGUGGAGCGGCGCAGGAGGCGGUCGGUGGCGGUUUUCUAGCGAGCGAAGGUGGGGGUGGAGGCGGCAUGGCCGGCUUCUGGAGGCAGAGCAGACCCUCCAGUCCCCGCAUGCCGCCUCCGGAGCAGCCGGAGCACAGGCCUAAGAGCCGACACGAGCCGGCGCCCGCGAGAUACAACAACCUCGGCUACUGGAGGGCCAGGAGAGUCACGUUUUACAAAAAUGGCGACCCGUAUUUCCCCGGUAUCGAGUUCAGGUUCAAGCCAGGAAGGGACAUCGGUUCCCUGGAGGCGCUUCUCGACAGACUGUCCCUGCGGAUGGACCUGCCCAGAGGGGCGCGACACAUCUUCUCCAUGGACGGCGACCGAAAGAUCACCCUGGACGAGCUCGAGGACGGCGCCUCGUACGUCGUUUCCAGCUACAAAACGUUCAAGCCGGCCAGCUAUGGGAAGAAGAGCAACACCUGGUACACGAGUCCCACCGGCGGUGGUAGCAGAGGUGGAGCGAGCGUCGGAGGUGGCGUCGGUGGAUGGCAAAGUAGACCACCGGCGGUGGCGAGUCUCAGCAGGAAAGCUUCCAUCACUGACGAAGCACCACCUCCUGGCGGUGGAAAGCCAUCCUCGGGACGUGUCAUACGAAUCGUUAACAAUCACGAUCACACCGUACAGUGCCGCGUCUUGCUGAACCUCCGCACUUCGCAACCGUUCGAGGAGGUGCUGGAAGAUCUUGGACAGGUGCUGAAGAUGAACGGGGCCAAGAGGAUGUUCACGGUUUCAGGUCAAGAGGUGAGAAGCUUCUCGCAGCUGAGAAACGAAUUCGCCGACGUGGACACUUUUUAUCUGGGCACUGGAUCGGGGAUGGGUAUAGCCGGUGCUGUAACUGCGUCCCCGGCGAGAAGAUCCAGAUCACGUGGACCGCCCACCGUGGUCGAAGACAUCGGCCGUCAGAGGCGAGCGCGUAGCAAAAGCCGGCCACGUGCUUUGUACGCCCCUGAUUCAGACGUCGUCCGAGUAAACGAUUACAGUGUGGUCGAGGUGCUACGAGACGAGCCGGCCAGAGUGACUAUCCGAGGGCUGAGAAGAUCCUUUUACCCACCUUCCCAUCUGCCACCAGUGGACAAUUCACCGCCGGAUAAGAAGCUUCAGCUUGAAUGGGUUUACGGGUAUCGGGGCACCGAUACCCGACGAAAUCUCUGGGUUCUGCCGAGCGGGGAACUUUUGUAUUACGUCGCUGCCGUGGCUGUUCUCUUCGACAGAGAGGAAAAUGCACAACGGCAUUAUGUGGGCCAUACGGAGGACAUCACGUGUAUGGAGGUUCACCCGAGCAGAGAGCUGGUGGCAUCUGGACAAAAAGCCGGUAGACAUAGAAAAGCGCAGCCACACGUUCGCAUAUGGUCAACAGAGACUCUGCUCACAUUGUACGUGUUCGGAAUGACCGAAUUCCAGAUGGGUGUCUCCGCGUUGGCGUUUUCACAGUUGAACGGGGGUAGUUACGUGCUAGCGGUUGACGCCGGCAGGGAGGCGAUACUCUCGGUGUGGCAGUGGCAAUGGGGCCAUUUGUUGGGCAAAGUGGCGACCAUGCAGGAAGAUCUGACCGGCGCAGCUUUCCAUCCUCUCGACGACAAUCUGUUGAUCACGCACGGCAGGGGCCACCUGACCUUUUGGAACCGGCGAAAAGACGGUUUCUUCGAGAGGACGGACAUCAUCAAACCUCCGUCCCGCACGCACGUGACGAGCAUCCAGUUCGAGCAAGACGGGGACGUCGUGACGGCGGACAGCGACGGUUUCAUCACUGUUUACUCCGUGGACGCGGACGGCGCGUACUUCGUGCGAAUGGAAUUCGAGGCGCACAACAAAGGCAUUAGCUCGCUUGUUAUGCUGUCGGAGGGGACGUUGCUCUCCGGCGGUGAGAAGGACCGCAAAAUUGCCGCGUGGGAUUCACUCCAAAAUUACAAACGCAUCACGGACACCAAAUUACCAGAGGCGGUGGGAGGUGUGCGAAGUAUCUACCCCCAGAGGCCGGGAAGGAACGACGGGAACAUCUACGUGGGAACUACCAGGAAUAACAUUUUGGAAGGUUCUCUUCAAAGAAGGUUCAAUCAAGUCGUGUUCGGCCAUGGGAGGCAGUUGUGGGGCCUUGCGGUGCAUCCCGACGACGAGGUGUUCGCCACUGCCGGCCACGACAAGAAUAUUGCGCUUUGGCGCAGGCACAAACUCUUGUGGACGACGCAGGUCGGUUUCGAGUGCAUUUGCAUAGCUUUUCAUCCUUUCGGUGUUGCCCUUGCUGCUGGUUCUUCCGAGGGCCAUCUUCUGGUGCUGGCCGCGGACACAGGAGCAGCUGUAGCGACCCUCAGAGUCUGUGGCUCGCCCUUGUCAUGCAUUGGCUACAAUCCAACGGGGGAAAUUGUGGCGAUGGGCUCCCAGAAUGGCAGCGUAUACCUAUUUAGAGUGUCCAGAGACGGAUUCUCGUAUAAAAAGAGCAACAAGAUCCGUGGAACGCAGCCAUUGGUGCAGCUCGAUUGGAGCUCUGACAGCAGAUUUCUUCAGACUGUUACGCAGGACUACGACUUAGUAUUCUGGGACGUGAAAGCUUUGUCAUCGGAGAAGAGUCCACUGGUUAUGAAGGACGUUAAGUGGUACACGCAUAAUUGUAUGGUUGGAUACAUGGUAUCUGGAAUGUGGAACAAUCGUUACUACCCGUUAACGACUGUUCUAACUACGUCAAGUAGAUCAGCAGCUCACGACAUGCUGGUGAGCGGCGACGCGGAAGGUUACCUGAGACUCUUCAGGUAUCCGUGCACCAGUGCUAAAGCCGAAUACGUCGAGGAAAAAGUAUACAGUUCUCUAGUGGCUUGCGCCAGAUUUCUCUACAACGAUCAGAAUGUGGUCACCGUCGGUGGAACCGACGCUGCGCUCAUGCUUUGGGAACUAGUCGACGAGUAGACGAAACGACUACCUCUUGUCAUAGAUUUCGCCUUUGUCUUCUACAGUCCGGCAGCUGGACUAAUCGCGCGAUCCUUGCGAAAUCGCGGGACGAUCCGUCCCGUCGUGGAACUUUUUUUAAUACCGGCGAAGCAAACGUUUAUCUUAUCGUUGUGCUGGAUGCAGUUCAAUAACAUGUAUGUAUUCGGUAAUUCCGCCUCGGCAGAGGAAUUUGUAUACUUGCCGAUACGAUAACGUUUUCUCAUUCAACGUGAUUCAGUUACAAGGUACUUUUCUUAGGACGACAGCGUGCUCGUCGUUUAUUAUCAAAAAUCCAAUUUUACGAAUCUGAAAAUUGUCUGGCAUUCUCAUGGCCUUACGUUUGUAUCUGUGGACCUUGGACGAGAAGACAUUUUUAAAUACAGUUUUAAGUACAACACGGUUCACGCUUCUUUUCUCGGAAGGGGAAAGAAGUAACUUGACAUUUGUAAGGGAGAACUGUUCUCCGUUUUAGCGAAGGGAAGAUAAGAUCUGUUUGAUACAUAUUGCAUUGAAAACGCUCUCGAAGUUGCGCGCCGUGCAGGCGCGGUUACUUUCACUUUUUAACGUCCGUUGCCAUUUCAUACAGCAUCUUACAAAUUUUUCCAAAGACAUCCUCCCCCGUUACACGAUAUUUUUGAUUAUUAUUCCCCCGUGUUCGACCAUUUGACCAGAAUUUCUUGACAACACACUCGACAAUAGCUGCAAUAAAGAACAAGGAUCUGUCUUUCCUUCUUUCAACUAUUUUGCCAUUGUUGUGUUACGAUUUCUUGUAAUAUGUACAUUUGACGAUAACAGCGGCGAAACGAUAAUGUUAUCACUCUACAACGAUGCAAUACAUUAUUAAAAGGCGUAAUGGAAACAAAGUAGGCACACGUUAUAUGUGUAUCUAGUAAGAGUACUAAAAAAAAAAAAAAAACAAAAAAAAAAAAAA
Molecule: messenger RNA, 4573 nt
Organism: Frieseomelitta varia
Lineage: Eukaryota; Metazoa; Arthropoda; Insecta; Hymenoptera; Apidae
Gene: DCX-EMAP
Product: echinoderm microtubule-associated protein-like CG42247
Exons: 17
Coding region: 265-3621 (1118 amino acids)
Biological process (GO): intracellular signal transduction; microtubule cytoskeleton organization
Cellular component (GO): mitotic spindle
Molecular function (GO): microtubule binding
Source: RefSeq, a predicted model, not a curated record